GUAUAGGCUGUGCUGUCAGCCCAGUGUCAGUCUGAUGAAGAUUGGCAUGCAGUCUCAAUGUGAAACUAUCCCAUGAUGCAACAUGUGUCCCCAGCAUCUGCAGUGACAAUGAUGGCCACCCAGAGCGCUCCUCCGCCAUCGUACCAGGAAAGCCAACAGAUGACGGGCACGACUCAACAGAACACCAAGACCCCACAGGUCCACAUCCCAGCAGCCUCCGCAGCAGGAAAUAGCUCUGUCAGUGUGACCCUUGACCCCCAGGCCCAGCUUGAAUCUGACAAGAGGGCUGUUUACAGGCAUCCAUUGUUUCCCCUGCUAGCAUUGCUGUUUGAGAAAUGUGAACAGGCCACACAGGGAUCUGAAUGCAUCACGUCAGCCAGCUUUGAUGUGGACAUAGAAAACUUUGUGCACCAGCAGGAACGAGAACAUAAGCCCUUCUUUAGCGAAGAUCCAGAAUUGGACAACUUGAUGGUAAAGGCCAUUCAGGUGUUGCGAAUCCACCUACUCGAACUAGAGAAGGUCAAUGAGCUUUGUAAGGACUUCUGCAACCGUUACAUCACUUGUCUCAAGACCAAGAUGCACAGCGACAACCUCCUCCGUAAUGACCUCGGAGGGCCCUAUUCUCCGUCACACACCAGUCUCAGCAUGCAGCAGGAACUAAUUCAGACCUCCUCUCCAUCCAUGACCUCUGUCUCCAGCUCUGUUAACCCUUCAGGGAUUGUGGUGCCUGCUGGAGGGCUGCAACAGGGGAAUGUCGCCAUGACCACCAUCAACUCUCACGUGGUCUCGGGUGGGACCCUGUACCAGCCAGUUGCCAUGGUGACAUCGCAAGGGCAAGUGUUAACUCAGGCGCUGCCUCCGGGAACCAUUCAGAUCCAGAACUCACAGGUAAAUGUGGACCUGUCCUCCUUGUUGGACAGUGAAGACAAGAAGUCUAAGAAUAAGAGGGGAGUCCUGCCCAAACACGCCACCAACAUCAUGCGCUCCUGGCUCUUCCAGCAUCUCAUGCACCCAUAUCCAACAGAAGAUGAGAAAAGACAGAUUGCAGCACAAACAAGUCUGACUCUCUUGCAAGUAAACAACUGGUUCAUCAAUGCUCGUCGACGUAUCCUUCAGCCUAUGUUAGAUGCCAGUAAUCCUGACCCGGCUCCUAAAGCGAAGAAGAUGAAGUCCCAGCAUCGUCCAACACAGCGCUUUUGGCCCGACUCUAUUGUGGCUGGUGUAUUGCAGACGCACAGAUCUCAGACAGGAAGCAACUCAGACAACCCACUGAGUAUGGACAGUCUCCAGUCACUAUCCUCAGAUUCAGCCACCCUGGCCAUGCAGCAAGCCAUGCUCGGAGCCGAUGACUCAAUGGACGGCACUGAGGAAGAGGAUGAAGAGGAGGAGGAAGAGGAGGAAGAAGGCAUAGAGGAGGACGAUGAGGAAGAGGAUGGAGAGGAGGAAGAUGACAGGGGGAGGCAGCUGUCCAGCCGGGGAGUGGGAAGGAGAGAUCUUAGCAUGGAGCACAGAGAGGAACUGGAGUAUUUCCUCCUCUAUGAAUUUAAUCCCCAGGUGUUCAAAAUGUCAAUCGCCCAGGCAGCGGCCAAGGCCAUGCUAUCUGAUGCCCUGCUGCGGGAUGACUCUGGGAUACACCGUAUCAGCCACCUGGAACUGGAGCUUCCUCUUGACAAGGUCAUCAAGUUUGUGUCUGUGGGCCUUCCGCUGAUGCUGGUGUGCAUGGCAUUUGCCCGUGAAAUCUCCCUGGGGCCUCAGAUCAGCUGUUUUCCUCCCAGUAACUUCACUGUGAAGCAGGCCAGCUAUGUAGACACAUACUGCUGGGACUCUCUCAUGCAUCAUGAGUUUGACAGUGAUGGGAACUUCGAGGAGCGCUCCCUCUGGGUACACAAAAUGUUCCCUUACUCUCUUCUGGCCAUGGCCGUGCUGAUGUACCUCCCAGCUCUAAUCUGGCGCCAGCUUGUCAUGCCCACACUGGGAUCAGACCUGCUCUUCAUAAUUGAUGAACUGGACAAGUCCUACAACCGCUCAGUCCGAAUGGCCCAAAACAUUCUGGAUAUGCGCCAGAACACUAAGAACCCGCUGACGUUUCAGGCUGAGUUGCAGCGGGCCAAAAAGAAGCGGUACUUUGAGUACCCCCUUCUGGAGAGACACAUGCAGUGCAAACAAAACUCGUACUUUCUUGUUAGCAUGCUUUUCUUGCGGGGCUUCCUCCUCCUGAUCUUCAUGACUGCUGCCUGCCUGUACCUGGCCUACUUCCAUCUGUCUGCCUUCCUGCAGGAUGAGUUUAGCUGCUUCGUACGCACAGGGAUGCUGCGAGAUCAGAACUGGAUCCCUGAAUUGGUUCAGUGUAAAAUGAUUGGCCAGUUAGUCUUUCAGGUGAUAAGUGUUGCUAAUGGUGCCAUCUAUAUCCUAUUGGCACCUAUCGUCCUCUUCAGCCUCCUUCGACUCUUUGUUUGGGAUACCACCUUCAUUUCUAUCUAUGAGGUCCUCCCAGCGCUGGACCUCAUCAACAGACGACGGCUAGGUUGCCCACUGAACGACCUCAAUGUCCUCUUGCUCUUCUUGCGUGCCAAUAUAGCUCACUUGAAGUCCUAUGGGCAGGUGAGGGCUUUGUGUUCUCUGGCACCCCCACAGGUGGGAAACACCACAGCACAACAAGGUUUACAUGCAAUGCUGACCCAAGAGGAAAUAGAGGAGCGUGAAGAGGCAGCAAAGGAGCUUGCUGAGGAAGUUGGGGAGGCCAGGGAGGAAGGGAAACUCAACUUAGUGGACAUCAUGACUAUUCUGGGAGCAGCACAGGGAAGAGUGGUGAACUGCAAUGAGAAGAGGCCUCUGGUGGAGGAGAACAUGAGUCUCGAGCCAAACCACCAGGGGUACCAUGAGUUGAAGGAGACUGCACCAUUUAGUCAUUACUAGGCCUCCUAUGGAC
Molecule: messenger RNA, 2929 nt
Organism: Pelmatolapia mariae (spotted tilapia)
Lineage: Eukaryota; Metazoa; Chordata; Actinopteri; Cichliformes; Cichlidae
Gene: pknox2
Product: pbx/knotted 1 homeobox 2
Exons: 18
Coding region: 73-2916 (947 amino acids)
Biological process (GO): cell-cell signaling; monoatomic cation transport; positive regulation of interleukin-1 production
Cellular component (GO): plasma membrane
Molecular function (GO): DNA binding; wide pore channel activity
Source: RefSeq, a predicted model, not a curated record